This is a messenger RNA of Castor canadensis (American beaver), 1551 nucleotides long. It is a transcript of the gene Apcdd1l, whose product is annotated as APC down-regulated 1 like. Gene Ontology annotation, biological process: negative regulation of Wnt signaling pathway. The record is from RefSeq and is a predicted model, not a curated record. Lineage: Eukaryota; Metazoa; Chordata; Mammalia; Rodentia; Castoridae. Gene Ontology annotation, cellular component: plasma membrane. Gene Ontology annotation, molecular function: Wnt-protein binding.
CCCGACGGGAUGCCCGCAGCCAUGCUCCCCUUCGCUUUCAUCCUGGUGCUUUUGGGAGCUGGCACCGUAGAGGCAGCUGGGGCUGCUGAGGGCAGCCACCUGCGCUGGGAGCCCAGCUGUCAGCAGCCUGUGCCUGACAGCAAGUCCAUCAUGGCAGUCCUGCCCCCCCGCCUCGAUGGGCCCUGGAUCUCCACCAGCUGCGAGGUGCGCCCGGGACCAGAGUUCCUCACCCGCUCCUACACCUUCUAUCCCAACCGCCUCUUCCGAGCGUAUCAGUUCUACUAUGGCGACCCCUCCUGCCGGCAGCCUGCCCACUCACUGGUGAUCAAAGGCAAAGUCCGCCUGCGUGGGGCCUCCUGGAUCACCCGGGGCGCCACUGAGGCUGACUACCACCUACACAAGGUGGGCAUCGUGUUCCAUAGUCGCCAUGCCCUGCUUGAUGUCACCAGGCGCCUCAACCAGACUCAAGCCAGCCAGGAUUGUGUGGGGCGGUUACCUCCAGUCUGGGCCUGGCUGCCUGGGGCGCUGUAUGAGCUGUUGAGUAUCCGAACCCAGGGGGACUGCAUAGCAGCGCUGGGCUUCAGCAUGCAUGAGCUCAGCCUGGUGCGCGUGCAGCGUCGCCUGCAGGCACAGCCCCUGGCCACACCCCAGCUGGUUGAGGAGCUGUAUCUGGGAGACAUCCACACUGAUUGGGCAGAGAGGCAGCACUACCGGCCCACCGGCUACCAGCACCCACUGCAGAGCGCCCUGCACCACGCCCGGCCCUGCCCGGCCUGUGGCCUGGUGGCGCGGGCCGAUGAGCACCACCCGCCCGUGCUGCCCCCAGCGCGGGCGCUGCCGCUGCGCCUGGGCGGCCGCUGGGUGAGCGCGGGCUGCGAGGCACGCCCGGCCGUGCUCUUCCUCACGCGGCUCUUCGCCUUCCACGGCCACGGCCGCUCGUGGGAGGGCUACUACCGCCACUUCUCCGACCCCGCCUGCCGCCAGCCCACCUUCACCGUGUUCGCCGCCGGCCGCUACUCCAGGGGCGCCCCCUCCGCCAGGGUGCGCGGGGCUACCGAGCUGGUGUUCGAGGUCACGCGCGCCCACGUGACGCCCAUGGACCAGGUCACCACGGCCAUGCUCAACUCCUCUGCGCCGGGCAGCUGCGGUGGCCCCGGGGCCUGGUCCCUGGGCACUGAGCGGGAUGUCACGGUCACCAAUGGAUGCCUGCCACUGGGCAUCCGGCUGCCCCACGUGGAGUACGAGCUCUUCAAGAUGGAGCGGGACCCCCGCGGACAGAGCCUGCUCUUCAUCGGACAGAGGCCCACGGACGGCUCAAGCCCCGACACCCCAGAGAGGCGCCCCACCUCCUACCAGGCGCCCCUGGUGCUCUGCAGGGCGCAGGCCCGAGACGCCCCCAGGCCCCCACCGCACAGGGCCCCGCUGCAGAAGGCCCCUGGUGGUGGGGGACCCUGUCCUCCUGUCGCCCCUCUCCCUGUCCUGCUCCUAGUUCAAGGGCUGGCAUUCUCCACUGGCUAUGACCUCCGUCUUCCUCUUGGAGAUGCUCCUUGA